AUGGAUCCUUCAAAUGUUGAGCUUUUGGUACACAUCUCCGCCCCUAGCACAUCUCGAGAUGAUGCUCGGUACAGGGCCUUGGCGCGCGCAUACUUGAAUUUCGUGCCUGCAACGAGACUAGAGCUUGAGGAACUUCCAGAGGACGAUGAAGAGACUCGAAUAGCCGAUGAUCGUGUUGCGUCUCUCGAGGAACGAGUCAAGGAAAACAGCCAGUUCAACGCUCGUCUUGGAAGUCAGGUGCGUGUUGAAGAGGAAGCCGAGGUCAAAUCAUGGGAAUCCUUUCGACCUGGCCAGGAGGAGGAAGACGAAGACGAUGAUGGCCUUAGUGAGGCUAUACCUACGCAGUCUUUCUCUCAAGAGCAUCGUCAAUCGUUUUGCUCCGCCGAAUUAUCCUUUCGAAGCGUAGCAAACAACGCCGACUCUCCACCAUUUCGAAACCAACGCGAGGUCACGUGCGCUCAGCUAUCCUCCCCAAUCCAACGACAUGUCGAAAGUCAGAAAUCGACGGAUUCUUGGAUCCCACCUCGAAGCACUAUUUCCGAUUCGCAGCCUGAAUAUAAUAGGCCCUCACAAGCUCUCUCUUCCCCCACUCGGGUUUUGGAGCAAUAUCUCCAACGACGAGAGAACGCGGGGUCUGGAUCCCAAGAAAGUGGUAGGUCACAAAGGCAGAAGAAUCGAGAUGAAGCCUCUUCCGGGACGACUGAGAGUCAAAAGACUAGUACCUCGGACAUAAGAGAUUUUGCCUUCAACGAGACUUCCUCUUCUUCGGUACGAAACCCUAUGGCACAGCAAGAAAAUACCCCAGGCGCACCACCAACCACCAUUCCAGCGACGUCAACUCAUAUAGCAGCAUCUUGUUUGGAAAUUUCUCCGACUCCAAUAUCAACCCCUGGGAAAAUGCUUUCGCCAUCUGAGAUCAUGAUAAGCUUCAAGCUUCGCUCUGGCAAUGUUCCGUCCAAAGUACCAUCGUCGUCAGUGAGGUCUAGUUCUCCGAUUGUAGUCAAUAAGACAACGAUACCCAAGUCCUCUGAAAAUAUCGAAGCUACACCCACGGUAAGAAGAGCGAUUCCAAUAUCCGAAAAUUCAACGUCCAUUAUGUCUAGCACCACAAAUGUAGAAAUCUCAGCAUCAAAUAUCCCCUCUUCUGAUUCUACCAACUCAGAUAUAAUAACGAUACCAAGGAAAUCAAUGAGAAAUAUUCCUCGAACUCCAUACCGAGCUAUGAAUACUACUGAGGAUUCCUCGAUUGCGUUAAAACGGAAAAUGGCUGAGAAAAGAUCUGGAUUUGAGGUGCCAGAUUCCACGGCUGAAGUGGAGAGUUCUAUAUCUGUUAUCCCCGAAACUAUUAUUAAGCCGCCGGCGAAGCGUACAAAAUUCACCCUAACUCGCCCUAUCUCUUCAAAUUCUUCCUCCAAUGCAAGGACCGACGACCCCUCAAAAUUACCUGCAACACUCAAUAUGGAGCAGCCAAAUAAGCCUCAAAACGACACUUCCCCCUCUAAGACACCUUCAACGCCCACUCGAAAGCAGCCAGACAAGUUUCGACCCGAUAACACUCCCUCAAAAACAAAGGGUCCUACGGCUCAGGGAACCCCACGCUCGACGCCUGUAUUCAGUUCCCCUCCAUCUGCAAGUCAACUCCCCACCCAUCUCGACAAGACAGAAGCACGCCCUCGUCCACCGCCUACAGGAACAGGCCACAUUGACCCCAAAUCUUUCAUAACCCCCGCUCUUCUCGGUCUCGCAGAGAAGGACCCCAAAGGAUCUCUAUACAAGCCUCUCGACCAAGUACGGGAGCUCAGACCCACCGAGCGAGGAUAUUGGCGUGUCGACACCACGAACUGGGAGCCUGGAUUCAAGGAAAAAUGUUGGAGCGUUCUUGCAAACUUCAUUCUACAAGAGAAAGGCGGUUGGGGAAUCUCUUGUGUGCGGACCGAGGAUUUCAAGGAAAUACAAGUCUAUUGCUGGGGAAUUACCGUGCCGUACGUUUACUUGCUAAUCUUUAUGGCGAGUUCAAAUCGAGUGCGAACAAAGGGACGAAGUUGGUGGAUUGGAGGUGAUGGAAAUCCUUUGAUCACAAUGCCUGUGGUCCCAAAGCCUACUAAGAAAUAA
Molecule: messenger RNA, 2112 nt
Organism: Hymenoscyphus albidus
Lineage: Eukaryota; Fungi; Ascomycota; Leotiomycetes; Helotiales; Helotiaceae
Source: the annotation of a GenBank genome assembly